UCGUCGAGACGUCUUCUUCGUCAAAUUCUUAACCGCGCGUGUAUUUAACAAGUUUUUGGACUUUUUGAUUGGAUUUUAGUUAUGAUAUUGUGAAGUGACUGGACUGUGUUAUAUUCACGAUGAUGAUGGAUCAGGCACACCUUGGAGAGUAUUUGCUGAGGCAACAAAUGCUGCAUGCGUCGCUGAAUGGCUUGCAACACCGACUGGGAGUGGAAGCGGAACCGCCGGCGUGCAAAGCUCGCCUGCUCAACGGCGACCUCUGGCGGCGAUUCCACGACAUCGGCACUGAAAUGAUCAUCACUAAGGGUGGACGCCGCAUGUUUCCCUCCCUCCGCAUCUCCCUGGGUGGGCUGGACCCUCGCGAAGAGUACUGCGUCCUCCUGGAGCUGACGCUGGUCGGGCGUCGGCGCUGGCGCUGGGCCGGCGGCGCGUGGGCCGAGGCCGGCGGCGCCGAACCCCAGUCCCCGAGGAGGCUCAUGCUCCACCCUGAUUCCCCGGCGCCUGGCCACCACUGGACCGCCAACCCUGUCAGCUUUAGUAAGCUCAAGCUGACGAAUAAUACUAUGGACGCGCAGGGACAUAUGGUACUGACGUCCAUGCACAAGUACCGGCCGCGUGUGGUGGUGGUACGAGCGAGGGACGCCGCCGCCCUGGCGUGGGGUGCUCCGCAUUCCGCCUUCUCUUUCCCUGAGACCGAGUUCAUCGCUGUCACUGCUUAUCAGAAUGACCGCAUAACUAAGUUGAAGAUCGACAACAAUCCGUUCGCAAAAGGCUUCAGAGCGUGCGGCCAGUCCAAAUGCAAGAGAAAGAACGUCGACUCUGAAGCGUCGGAGAACACAGAGUCCACUGAGGCUAAGAGAGCGUGUUCUGACGCAGCGUCUUCAUGUUCGGAAGAAGGAAGCUUGCGCUCCGCUUCGCCGCGAUCGCCGCCUCUUGUGGAGUCUCCCGCUCCGCUUGUCGCCCCUCCUGAGAACAUCACGCCGCCUCCGCCUUUCUGCCCUCAUGAACUGCCCUAUUUAGGGCAUAUGCCAAUGCCUAUGCCCUUAGGUCUCUGGCCUGGACCCAUGGCAGCCUUCGGAUGGCCGCCCGCGCUCCCCCUUCCCCCGCCGGCGGUGCCUUCACCCCCUGUGCCGGCCCCCGCGCCCUGCCGCCGACUCAAGAGUUUUACAAUAAGCGCUCUGUUAGGCGAGGGGUGAUUCUUGCCACCAUGUAAUGUAACUUGGUGUUAGUAUAAGCUCGACGGGCAUUAUUUGCAAUAGAUACUUAAAUUGUAGAUAUUGUUGAAAAAGUUAUACGUUUGGUUGACGUGCGUUCAUAAUUACCUCGUAGGUUUAGUUGUGAAAUACUAUAUUAUGUUGUGAUAACAGUGCCUUGUAUAAAUAAUAUUUAUGUUUAAUUUUUAUUAUUAAAUGUAAGUGAAAUGUAUCUGAAGAUAAAAUAUCUCCUUAUAUUAGUGUUAGAAUUCUGUUAUAAAUGUCCAACACGGAAAAAAGGAAAGCAACUCAUUUUACUGAAAUAAACCAGUGAAUUGAGUGAAAAUCGAAAUCUGGAUAAACUUUGUACAGCUGUUUAGUACUUAAAUCAAAUGUUUAUUUUGAUUCUUUGGUUUCAAUGUCAAGUAAUAAUAUUCAUUGAACAAAACACUCAAAAAUAUUCUGAAGAAAAAAAUAUUAAAAUUGUAUUUAAUAAUACUUAAAAAAGUAAAAAUACCUAUAGAAAUAUUUUUAUAAUAAGUAAGUAUAGAAAAUUAUACAUAUAGGUAUAGUAGACCUAAUUUAUAAAUACUUAGAGUCCUAUUAUAAUUAGGUAUCUUUUGUAGA
Leguminivora glycinivorella is the source of this 1820-nucleotide messenger RNA. RefSeq names its product T-box transcription factor TBX6-like (gene Doc1). The record is from RefSeq and is a predicted model, not a curated record. Gene Ontology annotation, biological process: regulation of transcription by RNA polymerase II; positive regulation of DNA-templated transcription; cell fate specification. The transcript has 5 exons. Gene Ontology annotation, cellular component: nucleus. Gene Ontology annotation, molecular function: RNA polymerase II cis-regulatory region sequence-specific DNA binding; DNA-binding transcription factor activity, RNA polymerase II-specific. NCBI's taxonomy places the organism in Eukaryota, Metazoa, Arthropoda, Insecta, Lepidoptera, Tortricidae. The coding region runs from base 120 to 1196 and encodes 358 amino acids.